AUGGCGAUAUCCUCGGGUGUCAGAUGCAUAGGUGAUCAGAUCUUUGAGACAAAGACUGUUGGUGUUGGAGAGGAUGUGACUUUAAAUUGUAACCGGCAGAAAUCUGAGUACACAGGAGCCUUGUUUUGGAUCAGACUUGUUUCUGGAAACUUUCCUGAAUUCUUGGCAGGAACACUUGCCAUUAAUUUUGAUGUUGUUAACAAGACUCCUCACUUUUCAGGAAAACAACAACCUGGAACAUUUAUUCUGCAUAUUAAUAAAGCAAAACCGAGUGAUACUGGAGUUUACUACUGCAUAAAGGUAGAAAGACAGACCGAAAUGACAUUUUUGAAUGGAACACUUCUGAGAAUCAAAGAAUCAGAACCUAAUAUUACUGCCAUCAUCCAAGACCAUCCAUCUGUUCCAGUCCAUCCAGGAGACUCAGUGACGCUUCAGUGUUCAGUCCUGUCGGACUCUGAGAAGAAAACAUGUCCCGGUGACCACGGUGUGUUCUGGUUCAGAGCCGGAUCAGACGAAUCUCAUCCCAGUUUAAUUUAUGCUCAUGGAAACCACGGUGAUGAAUGUGAGAAGAGUCCUGAGGCUUACUCUCCACAGAAAUGUGUUUACAACUUCUCUAAAAUCGUCAGCUCCUCUGAUGCUGGGACUUAUUACUGUGCUGUGGCCACAUGUGGGGAGAUAUUAUUUGGAGAUGGAACUAAACUGGACAUUGAAGGAACCAGCAUGUGGUCACAGAAGACCAAUACAAUUAUUUUCUCAGUUAUCUCGGCCAUAAGUCUGAUUGUUACAGCCUUCCUCAUUUACACCAUCAAGAGAAACAACGGUAAUAGAAACUACUCAUAG
Messenger RNA from Perca fluviatilis (European perch), 840 nucleotides. Its product is annotated as signal-regulatory protein beta-2-like. Bases 1 to 840 code for a protein of 279 amino acids. The transcript is spliced from 4 exons. Lineage: Eukaryota; Metazoa; Chordata; Actinopteri; Perciformes; Percidae. Gene Ontology annotation, biological process: response to bacterium. The record is from RefSeq and is a predicted model, not a curated record.